UCCACUUCCACUCCGGCUGAUGACGUAUUUCACUCUACGGCGAGCCCGAUAGGACAAUCCGGGCGUCGUUAGCACUGUCACCGGGUAGCGCGUGGUACUCUUACCGGGCUGUUAUGGACAUGUAGUGAGUUACAGAGGAGGACUGCUGUGUGAACAUAAAGCCCGCCUGAAGACAGCAGCGAUGGCUCUGGAGCAGCUCAGUGAUGUGGUCCAGAGAUGUCAAGCCCUCCCUGAUGACAGCUACACCACCGAGGACCAUGACGUCUUCACCAUCGCAGGUCGGACCUGCAUCGAGGAGGGAAACAGCGCCCAGGUCCUCAGUAUUGUCCUGGAUGAGAAGAAUCAGGACAUAGUGAGAUGUAUGGGUUGGAAUCUCCUGCCGCCCUUGAUCAAGGUUCUGCUGAAGAAAGAAGACAAGCACCUUUCUCAGUGCCUGGCUGUUUUCAACCACCUGCUGGAGACCUGCAGACCCAAAGAGCUGCUGAUUGGCCUGUUGGAGCAGCUGGAGCACGACGACCCUUACUCCACAGCAGAGAGCCUCCACCUGCUGUUGAACCCUCUACAGAAGGUGCUGCUGUGCCUGGGCAGCAGCAAGGCGUCGUCUCUGGGCAUGACCCUGUCCUCCGUGCUGGACCAGGUGGCCAAACUGCCUCUGCCUCACACAAAGGAGCAAGAGGAGGACGACGUCUUCUUUCUAUGCCGCUGCUGCACCGAUCUGACCGACUUCGUCAGACCCUUUGUCCAGGAGGCCAGGCAGAACAACCUGAACAGUAAUGCACGACGUGAGAGCGGGGACAGAAUGGAGGGUGAACGGGACAGGGGGAAAGAGGACGAGCUGCGGACGGAACUGCUGAAGUUCUGUAUGAAGACUCUGAGUCACCCUCUGCUGGAGGUACAGCUCAAGGAUCCAGACACUCUGGCUGUGUCUCCCCUCAGGAACUUCGCCACUGAGAUUUUGAACAGUCUCAGCACUAUCGGAGAGCCCCUCCCCAGUCUGGUGUACCAACCUCUGCUGAAGAGGAAACAGGUUCCAGGUUUUCUGGAGGAGGAGGUGCGUUACCCCAAAGAGUCUUUAGCCAGCCUGGCUCACCUUGUGUUUGUCCAUCACUUGGCUGCAGAUACAUUCCCCAGUGUUUUCAGCCCUGUGUUUUCUCUGCGCUGUAACAUGGAGCACAUCUGCCUCCUCCUGUCCAGAACUGACGAGUCCAGGAUUCAGAAAGGACUGGAGCUGUACGAGAAGAGUCUGGUGCGGCUGGAGGACGGCAGUCUGCCUGCAGAUCUGCUGGAGAUCAGAACCCUCCUCACAGUCCCUCAGAACUUGGUGAAGGUCAUGACGAUAUGUCAGAGAUAUGAUCUGCGAACCAGAGGUCUGAAGGUGUUCCAGCUGAGCAUUGAUAAGUUUAACACUGAAGCAAAGUAUAAUUUCUUCCAGUACAUGCUGCAAACCAGUAGUCACUCAGGAGUUGAAGGCUACAUCAUCAAAAACAUCAAGAAUCAGGUCGACUUUGCCCUUCGGCCAGGUAACAGCAACACCUGGUUUGAGGGAGUUCACCUGCUGCCAUUGCUGCGUAAAGUUUUCAUUCUGCCAGACGGCCCAGAGACCGACCUCCUGCAGUACCUGGACAGGAUUAUGGAGUCUCUGAACCUGCUGCGUUACCUCAUCAUCAGAGACAAAGUGACAGAGAACCAGACGGGGAUCUGGACCGAGCUGUAUAAAAUAGAAGACGCGUUCAUGAAGCCGCUACGUGUUGGAGUGAACAUGUCGAGAGCUCACUACGAGAGGGAGCUCCACAACACCAUGGAGAGCAAGAGGAGCAAGGCCAAAGAGGAGUCGGUGCUCUCUGUCUCCGUUGGUGACGAGAAGUUGCCAAACAUGACGUCAGAGUCACAGAUUCAGGCUCUGCACUCAGCCCUGCACACGUUUGACAUGAUCGAGAGUGUGUUGGUGCGAAUAGAGGAGCUCACCGAGGUGAAGGAGAGUCUUUAGACUCCUGCCAAGAGAUCCUCAUCGUCUCAGGGCGCAAAAAAAGAAAGCCUUCAGCUGUUCAAACUGUUAAUGUGUUUUGUAUAAAGAAUAUGUUAACAAAUCAAACACUGUUAGUGUUACUUUGUGUUUCAAGUUGUUUUCAGCAGCAGUAUUUAGAACUACGAGUAACUUUUGAAUACAGUGUCUAUAAAACAUCUGUAAAAAUAAAAAAACUUUUGUACACACAG
This is a messenger RNA of Acanthopagrus latus (yellowfin seabream), 2214 nucleotides long. RefSeq names its product glomulin, FKBP associated protein a (gene glmna). Bases 182 to 1987 code for a protein of 601 amino acids. The transcript is spliced from 19 exons. NCBI's taxonomy places the organism in Eukaryota, Metazoa, Chordata, Actinopteri, Spariformes, Sparidae. The record is from RefSeq and is a predicted model, not a curated record. Gene Ontology annotation, molecular function: ubiquitin-protein transferase inhibitor activity. Gene Ontology annotation, cellular component: cytoplasm.